UCCUCGUAUUCUCACUGCAACAACACAAAAAUGCCAUAAAACACGAGCACAGAGGCAGAGGCAGAGGCAGAGCAGAACAGAACAAAACAGAACACGGAACCCAUGAAAUGAAACACAGAGAGUGAAGAAACCCAACUUUUGCUUUUUAAUGCUCCUCUCCCUCUCCCUCUCCCUCUCUUCACAUCUAUCUAUCUCUCUCUCUACUUUAUCUUUUCUGAAAAUUCGAGCUCCCUUUUCUCCUUUCUUUUUAAUUUGUUUUGUGAGGAUGGUUAUUUAAAUUAUUAUUUUUGGAGUGGGGGGUCUUCGGUAAGAGUUCCACAGAAUGAUUUCCUGAUGAAAUGGCUGUACUGAUGAUGGCUCAUAAUAACAGUAAUUGUAGCAAGAACAACAACGACAAUAACAGCAAGGAAGAAAAACCAGUUUUCCUUUUCCAUGAUUUUCUAGGCAUGAACUGUGCUUCCGAUUCUCCUGCUGCUUUAGCGGUGAGGAGCGUCAGUUUUGGUGGCGAAAUCCGUCCGUCAGAGGCGUCUGCCUCGGCCUCUGUAUCUGUCGGAGCUUCAUCAGGGGGGCAUGGUCCUGUCUCUGCCACUUCUGAUCUGGGUUCCGAAAGGCAGGUUGGGAAUCAUUUCGAGGGGGUUCCCUUUUACGCUUCGAAGAGUGAUUUCUCUGGGACUGAGAUAAGUAAUAGAUUCUCUGGGAGAAAGAGGAGCAAUUCAGAUUCCACCUUUAUGGGUUCGGCCAGAGAUAGGAUGCCCCCAAUAGGACCAGACUCCCUUGAAAGCUCUCACCUCAUGAAGAUGUUCCGAAAUGGAACGGGGGGAGAGAGACCAAGAAGAACUUUUGAUGAGGACUUGUUCUUUGGAAUGCAACCACCAAGGCCAACUUCUACUUCUCCCAUCAUAUUAAAUCGGCAAAUUGGCAGCAGACCUGAUUCUGUUGUUUCCAAGUGGGAUCGAUCUAUGACGAUGAAUGUGGGUCCUAUGAUGCAAUACCCCCUGCAGAUGAGUCAGUAUGUGACUUUUGUGGAUAAGGUCUCUUCAAACAGAUACAGAGAGGCCAAUGCCGGUCAUUCACUAAUUCCUCAACCAGCUGCUGAUGAAGGGUCUAGAACUGGCAUAAAAGGAUCUGGAAUUUUGAGUGCCAUUAAUGCCAGCAGUGGAACCACUGAGAGAAACUCAUCCACAAUGCUUCCGAGCUGCAGCAGGCCAAAGUCUGGAUCUCAGGCUGCUGACCCCGAGUCUUGUAAUCCACCAAGUCGGCAGAUGACUAUAUUUUAUGCAGGACAAGCUCAUGUUUUUGAUGAUGUCCACCCAAAUAAGGCAGAUGUCAUUAUGGCUUUAGCAGGAUCAAAUGGAGGGUCAUGGUCCACAACUUAUUUGCCUAAAUCUAAUGGGCAGUCAUCCCUAAACAAAGCUUCUGUGCCUAAUGGAGAGACUGAAAUGGGUAAAAACAACAUGAAGCCUGUGCAAGAAUUUCAUGGGAGAUUGUCCAUUUCAGGGAAUCCUGGUCAAGGGUUCAGUCAAGGUGGUCGAAUUUCAACAGUUCAAGUCGAUCCUCGGAUGUCAUCCUCAGGGUUUCAUCAAAGUGGCAUUAUAGUGAAAGAAACAAGGCCCCUGGCUCCAGCGGCAGAGACUGAUACAAAAGGCAAAAGAGAGGUGGGAAAAUAGAAGUGGUGGAAGACCUUUGUCAUUCCAUUCUAUCUGCAGUUAUUCCCCCUUCAUAAAGUGUCUCUGGUAUCAUCUGGGCUUUUAAAUAUUUGCUUCACCAGACAAAAUCGGUUGUAGGAUUCAAAAUUACAAAAAAAGGGAAAAAAAUCCAUUCUCCAGAAUUCGCAUUUCUCAUUUCAUAUUCA
Messenger RNA from Nelumbo nucifera (sacred lotus), 1852 nucleotides. RefSeq names its product TIFY domain protein 8 (gene TIFY8). Lineage: Eukaryota; Viridiplantae; Streptophyta; Magnoliopsida; Proteales; Nelumbonaceae. Gene Ontology annotation, cellular component: nucleus. Gene Ontology annotation, biological process: response to wounding; regulation of defense response; regulation of jasmonic acid mediated signaling pathway. The record is from RefSeq and is a predicted model, not a curated record.